AUGGACGCAUACCCACCCGACUUUGUAGUCCAUAACCUACCCUUUAUUGUCCUCUCGGGCCUAGCGACUAGCAAAGAAGUCGACCCCCCUCCAUCGGUCCAACAUGUGCUUCCUGGUCGAGCUGUCACAAGCAUCAGCUCAGAUAUCCCGCCCGUAGAUGGCGACCGCGCGAAUGAACUACUCCAAGAGUUCUUGAGCGCAGACGGUACCAGCGCGCCCUGGAAUGCGCGCGACUUCAGCCGUCGAGGCAUCACACAUGGCUUCAGAAUACGGAGUGUAGGAAGGAACUUCCAACUGCCACCGAAAAAGGCAGAUGCGCCCUCAAACUCCGAAACAACUCCUCCAGGCAGUCCCACAAUCGCAGCCGCGACAUCGUGGGUCCUGCAUUCGCCCAUAUCACCCCUCUCCCCAGCAUCUCCCUCCUUCCCCGACGGUGUAAUCGCUCCUGCCUGGGUCGCAAAGCACCAACACUACGUACCCUCCGUAUUCAUCUCCUUCUUCAACUUCACCACUGAUCCCAUCACAAACAGCCUGCACGAUAAUCAGCUGAAGACGGACAUCAACAAGAUCAAGGGUCAGAUACAAAAGUCGGACUAUCGCACAAGAUACGUCGUCGUGUUACUGAGUGAUAAGACCAUCAUCGAGGCGCCAGAUAUCGAGGAUCGAUUGGCCGUGAUACGGCGGGCUACUGGCCUGGAUCCAAAAAAUUCGCUCUUCUUCUUGCCUCCAAGAACAUCGCGUGUCGAACUCCAAGCCUUCGUUACAUCCAUUCUGGCCAUACUGCAACCUGUUUGCGUCGAAUACUACCGAGACCUUACCAAGCAUGCGCGAAGGAAGAAGGGACGAGGCACGAUCCCUCCACCAACAGCUCCACCUACACGCGGAACAUCACAAACGCUGUCGUAUCCCGGGUGGGGUGUUCGUUAUGACUUCAAGCUGGGUAUACUGGCCGAAUUCCGCCAGGAGAUGGAUGCUGCGCAGCGGCACUACAGUACUGCUUUGGAAGCCUUGUUCGGUGCCGAAGGCUUGUUUGAAACCACGGCGAGUUGGUCUCCACGGUGGGAUGAGAUCCGCUUGUUAGCAGAUGUCAUCGCACUGCGACACAUUCGGUGCCAGCUAUGGAACAAUUUCCCUACCUCCGCUGUCCAGUCAUGGUUGAGAUACAAGUACAGACUACAAGACGUGCUCGAUCGCCGGGGCAAGGGUAGCAAUAACUACGGUUGGCAAGCCUGGGAGUCUACAUGGGCCCAAGCCAUGGCUGAGAUUGUCAGGCGAACAGAAUUGCCGAUCUUCAAGAUAAGGGAUCCUUCGUCAGAUCCAGAUCCCUUGAUAGACUUCCCGGGUGCGUUGUACUCUCAGCCCGAGAAACAGUUUCCAGUGGGAGAAAGACUGCCGCCAUGGGAAUUGCUACAUCAUGCUGGAUAUUGGCAUAAGAUUGCCAGUGAUCAUGCAAAGAAGCGUUACAUUCUUGCCAGGGAGAUGCCAGAAGAGGACCGAACGCCGCCGGGAAUGUCGCCUGCUGCUAAAGUUUCCGCUCGGAACCAGAUAUACGAUCACUAUCUCGUACCGCAUCCGCAUGAAGAGUACCCGGUCCCAGGUAUUGGUAAUGGAUUUGAGCAUUGGAAAGACAUCUCAGCCAAGCUGAACGACGCGAUCGCCGAGUUCAAGUCUCGGGGACAGCAUCGGAAGGUAGAUCAGAUGCAACUUGAGGUGGCUCGGACACUGCUACACGUAAGGAAAUUUGACGAUGCCUUGAAAGUACUACGACCACUCUGGGAGACGAUGGCUUGGCGAAAAGAAGGUUGGUGGAGCCUAGCCUCAGAAGUAGUAUGGGCCCUACAUGAAUGUGCGCUGCGAACACAAGACCGAGAAACAUAUGUUGCAACGGAAUGGGAACUUUACAGUCAAACAAUUCCUGGCAAGACAAAAUACAAAUACGAUUUGAUGACAUGUCUGGACGUAUUCUCAGACGCAGCAGCUGACAAGGUGAGCGUGAGUCUGAAUGCCAAAGACCACAUAUCUCCCUUGUCAACAAGCUUUGCUUUUGCCGAAGCAGAGGGUAACGUGGGUGAACCACUACGCUCACAGCUCGCAAUGACCUCGAAUGCUCGACCAGGUUCUGCUCCAGUCACCUUGUCGUUCAUACAAUACCAGUUCAACGGAGGCUUGGCUGAGGUCCGGCUGACUCAUGAUGCCGAUGGAAUUUCUUCCGGGAGUGCCUCAACAAUGUACUCUUGCACGUUAGAGGAAACCCAUUCCGCUACCGGAAAACCACGUUGGGCUGGAACAGCUGACCUGACGCUCCACCCUGGGCAGACAAAGGUGUACAGCUUCCCACUUGUCCUCCGUGAGUCGGGAGAUGUCGAUAUUGCGGCAUGCGUCUUCGGUGUAACCACAGAAAAGUUUGAACUUGCUUGCUCAGACACGGACCCGGAAACUCCAACUCGUCCCAUGUGGUGGAUCAAGUCAGAUGCCAAAAUCAAGUCAAGAUCGCUGAAACAUGGAUCUGGCAUGUCUGUUCACAUACUACCCAAACCGCCCAAGAUGGAGAUCAAUUUGCCGGACGUUCGCAAUCAGUACUACACAGAUGAGUCAGUGACGUUGGCAAUAGAGAUCCUGAACCAAGAAGAGGAAGACACUGAGGCUGUUCUCGAGGUGCGACUACUGGGCCGGUCCAAAGAUACUCUGAGUUAUACAUGGCUCGAGCGUCCAGCAGAGUCACCAAUGAAGGAGGUUCCGCCUGCGCUCGACGGGUCUACGGAUGUGGAUCUUCCAGGGCAUGUAGUGGGAAAACUAGCCCAAGGAGCAAGAACAACGGAGAGGAUUCGCUUCACUGCACCUGCGGAUCCAGCAGACUAUGCCUUGGAAGUCAAAGUGCUAUAUCAUGUCCUCAGCGACCGCGAUAUACCCAUCUCCAAGAUCAUGGUCGCAGAUCUCGUAUUCAACGCUCCCUUCGAAGCAAGUUAUGAUCUAAACGCACGUGUACACCCUGAUCCAUGGCCCAGCUAUUUCGAGCUACAAGAAGCAGAAAGCAACGUCAACCCUGAGUCGCCUGAUGCAUUUGGUAUAGCACAGAAAUGGGGUCUACGAGCGAAAGUCGCGUCCUUUGCCGACGAACAGCUUGUUGUCAGCGACCUAGCGGUCGAAGUACACAGCAUUCACGGCGGCGCAACCUGCGACGUGACCAAGGAAUUUAAUAUCGAAGAAACAGCCAUGGAACCCCAGAUCCUCAGCGAAUGGGGCUUCAGCCUGGAUAUCCGAAAAAACAAUCUAGAAGAACGUCGUUCGACCGCUCUUGACACCACUCUCAACAUCACAUGGAAACGCACUUCCGAUCCGCUUGCCUACCCAGUCACGUCCUCGUUGCCUAUUCCACGCAUCCAAAUCCCGUCUUCUGAACCUCGUGUCCUCGCUUCUUCCCACCUCUCACCCACGAUCCCCUCACUCAUCCACCUCGACUAUGUGCUCGAGAAUCCGACUAUGCACUUCCUCACCUUUGAACUCGCCAUGGAAGCUAGCGAGGACUUUGGCUUUAGCGGACCUAAACUACGGACUUUGCAUCUGUUGCCUAUGAGUCGACAGACUGUGCGAUACAAUUUACUGUCGAAUGUGGAGGGCGAUUGGAUUACCCCGAACCUAAAGGUCACGGACCGUUACUUUAACAAGACGUUGAAGGUGCAGGGAACGGAAGGGAUGAGGUUAGAUAAGAAGGGUGUGGGGAUUUGGGUGCCUGAGGAUGGAUGGAAGGGAGAAGAGGGAGGAAAGGUAGAGUAA
Molecule: messenger RNA, 3774 nt
Organism: Alternaria arborescens
Lineage: Eukaryota; Fungi; Ascomycota; Dothideomycetes; Pleosporales; Pleosporaceae
Exons: 4
Coding region: 1-3774 (1257 amino acids)
Source: RefSeq, a predicted model, not a curated record